AGCCGUAAAGUGAAUGAUAACAUUUUCUUCUUUGGUUAUAAUUCGGCUCCAGAGAAAAUCAAAACAAAAUGAUUCGAAUAGCCGGCGCUCAACUUUAUAAAAUUAAUUCCCAUCCGAAUCACACAUUUCAUAGUGUUAGGACAGUAUGUGUGAAUUCAUAUGUGCAGUUGAACAGAUCAAAAGCCGAGGAAUUGGCGGAGAAAAAACGAAAAGAUAAGGACAUGAGAUGGACGAAAUUAUAUUACUUUAAAGACAUAAAAUACCAUGCAAUCGUUACGAGGCUGAAGAUUUAUCCGUAUCUUUCAACCGUUUUGCUCACUCCAAUUACCUAUUUAGUUGAGCUAAGCCAACAUUUUCCAGAUUUUUCAGCCACGCCGUGUUUGAUGAUUGGUCUGACUGGAAGUACCAUUCUAUCGGCGUACAGCAAAGCUCUCGCAAAUACAAUUGGAAUCGUUUACAUUUGUGGACAGAAUAAAAAUCUUCAGAUUACCUAUAUUGACUUUUGGGGAAAGCAGCAAUUUAUUCAAACAACAGUAGAUGACGUUCCGAAAUGGCCUAAAAGCCCAGUUAAAUUCGGUUUAUAUAAGACAGUCCAAGCGAUUGAUGGCAAAGAGGAAAAAUCGUUGAAGCUUCCAUGGAAGGGAGUGGACAUUUUCGAUAUUAAACUAUUCCGAAGAUUGUUUGGAAAGUAAUUACUGUACUUUUGGUCGAUAAAAGGAACAUUUUUUUGGGAAAUCAGAUUCUGAGUCUCAGAAAAAAUGACACAAAAGAAGAUAAAUGAAUAAACAAUAAAAAAAAAAUGAGAAAAUAAAUCUUUUAC
Messenger RNA from Sitodiplosis mosellana (orange wheat blossom midge), 820 nucleotides. Its product is annotated as transmembrane protein 186. Gene Ontology annotation, cellular component: mitochondrion. The transcript has 2 exons. Bases 69 to 692 code for a protein of 207 amino acids. The record is from RefSeq and is a predicted model, not a curated record. NCBI's taxonomy places the organism in Eukaryota, Metazoa, Arthropoda, Insecta, Diptera, Cecidomyiidae.